This is a messenger RNA of Salvia hispanica, 1426 nucleotides long. RefSeq names its product putative F-box protein At2g02030. NCBI's taxonomy places the organism in Eukaryota, Viridiplantae, Streptophyta, Magnoliopsida, Lamiales, Lamiaceae. The record is from RefSeq and is a predicted model, not a curated record. Gene Ontology annotation, molecular function: protein binding.
ACGAGUUGUGCCCUAAUUCUUCCCCAAUUCUCACGUCGCUCAUUCUCAAAUUCUCGCUCCGCCUGCUCCGCCGCCGGUCUCUCGCUGCGCCACCGCUCCUCCUCGUCUCUUCGCCUCUUAUAAUCAAGGCGGCGGUGAAUGAAUUGCAGCGGAAGAAGAAAGAUGAGUGCAGAACUGGUGGCAGAUGACCAGUGUAAACCUUUCUCACAGCAUAAGGAUGAUCUGUAUCUACCGCAAGAAUUAUGCAAAGAUAUCCUAAGCAGACUUCCGAUCAGAAGUAUUUUGAGGUUUAAGUGCGUUUACAAACCAUGGCGCAAUCUGAUAGAAGGGGGUGAGUUUGCGACGUCGUAUACUGUGAAACCAUGCUUGGCUUUCAAUUAUGGUAUGGGGUACGGAGUGUGUGAUGAGACCUUCCAGCCACUUCUCCGAUUCAACUUCCCUCGAUGCGAUAAAGGUUCACGUCGUGCUGUAAUUAAUUCAGCUAAUGGUUUGCUCUUGGUGAGGAAUGGAUGCAAUACUAUUCUCUCUGUAUGCAAUCCAAUGACUUGUGAGUGUAUCGAGCUUCCUCCUCUGAUGACACUUAUGAAUAGUGAGUAUCGUAACGGUAGAGGAGUGAUACUCGGAUUUGGAGUGAGCAAAUUAAGUGGACAAUAUAAGAUUGUAUCGAUUAGUGAAUAUUCUAGGGCAUCAAGGUCAUCCUAUUGCGAGAUAUACACCCUAGAAAGCGGAGGAGGGUUGUGGAGAAGCAUCACAACACCAGCAGUAGGUAGCCUUAUACCAGGCCUUGGUAUUGCUGCAUUUUUAAACGGAAAUCUUCAUUGGAUGGCAUCUGGUUCCAAGGAAUCCGGAUAUGGGGGAUAUAAUUCUGAGGAGAAUCUCUUGGUUUGUCGUUGCUUUGAUCUUGAAACGGAGAUCUUUACUAGUUUUUCUCUUCCUCAUGUUGAUAAUGCCGGGGACAGAGAUUUGGCAUUUGUAGGUCGACAAUAUGGUCUAUGUGUAUUGGAGGACCAGCUAUGCUUCUGCGGUAUUUUGCAGGCUAAUCGUGUUGAUAUUUGGUGUAUGGAAGACUAUGGAGACGACAAAUCUUGGAUAAAGAAAUACGCCUUCCUCCAAACAGCGGAUAUACUUGGACCUGUUCUCCCGCUCAAAGUUUUGGCAAACGAUGAUUUGUUGUUCGCAGUGCAUUCGAAAAAUCAACUAUUUAUCUACUCCAAAAAUGCUCAAACUGUGACAGGUGGUCUUCUUAAACCAUUUUUAUGUCGUUCUUCCUAUGUUGCCAUUUAUACCCCAAAUUUUCUUUCCCUCAAAGCCAUGGGCAUUCAUAAUGUUCAAGCAUUGAGUUUUGAUUAGGCUAUAAAUAUGUCUGUAUCAAAGAUUCUUGUAAUAUUCUAUUUUGUCUAUUAGGUCCUUAAUGUUUCUACUUUUA